AUGGCUCUUGCACGUCCUCGACUGGACAACUCCGAAUAUACUGUGGGAUGGAUUGCUGCGCUGCCGCAUGAAAGGACUGCUGUUAGGGCAAUGCUCGAUGAGACGCAUGCUUCACCACAGUACAGGCACGAAAAAGACGACAAUAUAUACGUCUUGGGGUCUGUUCGUUGCGAAAUUGGCCAACAUUAUGUGGUCAUUGCCGGCCUCCCAUCAGGCCAAUGUGGGAACACUGCGGCCACGACAGCCGCGGUUCAAAUGCUCUCCACCUUUCCGGCAAUCAAAUUUGGACUCAUGGUUGGUAUCGGUGGUGGCAUCUGGAGCGAAAAGAAUGACAUCCGGCUGGGGGACGUUGUGGUUAGUAAUCCGGAUGGCAGCUUUGGGGGCGUGAAGCAAUACGACUCUGGAAAAUCUACUGUUGAUGGUUUCCAACAUUCUGGAUGGCUCAAACCGCCACCUCGAAUUCUACUCAAUGCUAUAACCGAGCUCCAAAGUAAACACGGCAUGGAAAGGAGCAUGAUACCCGACAUACUCCGAGACAUGCACAGGAAGCACCCAUUAAUGCAACAGUCGCGAACAGGGCCAGGUUUCGUCCAUCAAGGCACCAGCAACGACCGGCUAUUUCGCUCCGACUACCAUCAUCAAAGAAAAGAUGAAAAUUGCCACGCGUGUGACAAGACGGGGGAAAUAGCACGCAAAGAGCGUCCAGACUGUGAUCCAUUUAUUCACUACGGCACCAUCGCCUCAGGAGACAAGAUCAUCAAGGACCCACAAACUCGAGAUCAUCUAGCACAGGAUUGUCUCUGUUUCGAAACAGAAGCUGCUGGGUUGAUGAACGACUUCCCUUGUCUCGUUAUCCGUGGAAUCUCUGACUAUUGCGACUCGCACAAGAACGAUGAGUGGCAGAAGUAUGCAGCAGCUACGGCGGCCGCAUAUGCCAAGGAGCUUCUUCUUAUCAUAGACCCGGCAGAUGUGAAUAAAGCAACAAGAGCAAGAGAUGUCGCAAGAAAACUUGACCAAGUGACGCGCGCACAAGAGCAAGUAACAGAAGAAAUCCGACAAGGGCAGGAGAGAAAGGACCGGGAUGAUAUUCUCGAAUGGAUCACCCACAUUGACUACGGUCACCAAUAUAGCGCCAUCCUCAAGAAAAGAUUGGAGGGUACAGGGCAAUGGCUGCUAGACUCAACCGAAUUUAAAAAUUGGCUGGAAAGCAAAGGAGAGACACUAUUCUGUUCCGGAAUUCCGGGGGCAGGCAAGACUGUCCUCUCUGCUAUUGUGAUUGAUCAUCUAUGCGGGAAGUUUGGACAGGAUUCAAGCAUCGGCAUCGCGUGGUUGUUCUGUGAAUAUGAUCGACAUGAUGAGCAAACGUUAGAGCACCUCCUUUUAAGUCUUUUAAAGCAGCUACUAAAGCAACAAACUACUUUACCAAACUGUGUUACGGAGCUCUACGAGUUGCAUCAAAGGCGGACAACGCGGCCCUCGAUCAAUGACAUUGUGAAGUUACUACAGUCUUCCACGGCCACUCUUUCCAGAAUUUUUGUUAUUGUUGACGCUCUCGACGAAUGCCAAACUACAGGGGGAUGCCAAAUGGACUUCAUAUCUGUAUUAUUCACCUUCAAGGACGUGGUCAAGGCGAACAUAUUUGCAACGUCUCGGCAUAUUGACAGGAUACAGAAAAGGUUUCGUGGAUGUAUCUCGCUAGAGGUCAAAGCAAAAGCCGAGGAUAUAAGAAUGUAUUUGAGAGGACAGAAGAGACGAUUCACGCAGGGUUUGGUGAACGACGAACUCCAGGCUCGGAUUGAAUCAAAAGUGAUCCAAGCCUCCGAAAGCAUGUUCUUGCUAGCGGCCUUUCACAUGAAUAGGCUGGUUGAAUUAAAAACAAGGCAGGAUAUAAUCAACUUUCUAGAAAGUAUUCAAGAGAGCGGCCUCGACGCUGCUUACAAAAAGACGAUAGAGACGAUUGAGAAUCAGGACCAGAACAGCGUGAGCCUUGCAAAACGGAUCUUAGCCUGGACCGUUUACGCCGAAAGGUCAUUUUCGAUCGAGGAGCUUCGGCAUGUGCUCGCAGUAAGGGCAGGCACCAAACAGUUCAACCCGGACUAUAUGCCAUGUGCCACUGACCUCUUGUCGGUCUGCGCCGGCUUAGUUACAUACAAUAACCAAAGGGGAUUUUUUCGUUUAGUCCAUUACACAACGCUUGAGUUUUUUCGGCAGACAAGGCCAGAUUGGCUGCAAGAUAUGCAAGCUGAUCUCGCGGAAACCUGUCUUACCUAUCUGUUGUAUGACUGCUUCCGAGUCGGCUCCUGCAGGGCGGAUCAAGUUUUCGAGGCCGAGUUCGAUUUCUAUAAAUAUGCCGCAGCAAGCUGGGCUCGUCACGCUGGCAUUGACAGGUCCUCGGGGGCAAGUUUGGCGAGGAAAGAAAAGACUCAACUCCUCCUUGAUGAAUUCCUGGCAACUGACCCCUUGCCGCCCAGUUUUCUCUAUUGGCUGUUCCGACUUAAAGAAUGCAUUAUACACGAUAUCGAUAACUUUCCAUCAGAAGAUUCUUAUUGGGGAAUCUCAGGCCUGGUCUUCUCUCCACUUAAUUGGCUAAGCAAUACGACCUUUGCAACAUCUUGUCGGCGCAAGCGUUUUACGUGGAGUUCUGACAAGAUGACAUUCGCAGUUUUGCAUGCUUUGAUUACAGCAUCGCUUGAAAGAGCCAGGCUAGUGUUGGCGCCUUGCCCACAUCCCGAACAUUGGCACAAUCUCUUCAGUUCAGCAUUUGAGGACCGCCCUCCUCUAUGCUUGGACGACGGGGCCCUCGGCUGCAAGAAAAGCUGUACCCCUGAGGCAGUCGAGAACUUGAAACGUUGGAACAAAAAGAUUUUCGAGUUUCUUUUUCAAGCCGUGGAUGAAGAUGGGCUUACUAAGAAGGCAGGGCGACAAAAAUCUCCCCCAGAGCAAAGUCGAGAUAUGUUCUCUCGGGAUACAUGCUCUCAAGGGUUUUCUAGACGUCGGUUGCUUCACCACAAAUUCUCUAUAAUAGAGAAGCCGGAUGUUUCCUCUUUACCGACAGACCCGCAUGUCGAGACCCGAGACUUUACCGAGUGGUUGCCGCUUUUCGAGAAUCAUGACGCGCCGCAAAGGUGUCUCGAAGAGAUUGCGAAUCUGACAGUCAUUCUUCUCCUGAAAGCUAAAGCUGGCUUUAAAGAGUGGACAAAAGAAGAGGAGGAAUUAUUCCGGCGCUUACUAUUGAAACCGGUACAUAAAUACCAAGAAUACCAGUAUAUUCCAGUGGAUUUUCUAGACCAGGACCCCGUGCUCUUAGAUGUCAUACAUCUUGGGUGCGAUGCUCUUGAUUUCUUGGUUCGGAGCGGUGUGGAUGUAAACGAACAGUUUAGGCGGCAUCCAUCAGGGACAGCAUUGGUAGCUGCAGUUGUUCACGAUCUCGAGAGUAAGGCACCAUGUGUAGAAUACCUCCUAAAGCAUGGUGCAGAUUCCAAUCAGCAAACGAAUGGGAGGGAAUACGGCUCUGCUUUAAUUGCAGCAUGCGCACUCGGGAGGAUGGAUGCUCUUAAUCUUUUAUUACAGCAGCCCAAUAUCGGGGUUAAUAUGGAGAUCAAGUUUGACUUAUACGGAACUGCCCUCAUUGCAGCAUGCGCAAAAGGUAACAUUGAUGCUUUACAUCUUCUAUUACAACAGCCUAAUGUGGAGGUCGCUAUGAGGACAGAAUUCGGCGAAUAUGGAACGGCCUUCAUGCAGCAUGCGCAAACGGUAGAAUGGAUGCUCUACAUCUUCUAUUACAACAGCCUUAUGUGGAUGUCAAUAUGGCGACACAAUUCGGCCGCUAUAGAACAGCUCUUAUUGCAGCAUGUUCAAAUACUAGAUUGGUUCUAG
Metarhizium brunneum ARSEF 3297 is the source of this 3876-nucleotide messenger RNA. RefSeq lists its product as uncharacterized. NCBI's taxonomy places the organism in Eukaryota, Fungi, Ascomycota, Sordariomycetes, Hypocreales, Clavicipitaceae. Gene Ontology annotation, molecular function: catalytic activity; protein binding. Gene Ontology annotation, biological process: nucleoside metabolic process. The record is from RefSeq and is a predicted model, not a curated record.